AAACAGUGGUCUCAAGCUGCAGCAGGGGAAACCGGGGUUGGAGAUGAGGAGGAACUUUCUAAAUCUGAGGGGGUUCAAGCAGUGAAACAGGCAGCCUGGAAAAAUUGUGGACUCUCCAUCCCUGUAAGUUUUCAAGAGCAUGUUAGACACUUGGCUGGGAUGGUUUAAGUCAGGGCAGGGGGCUGGAUUAAAUGACCUCAUGAGGUCCCAUCCUGCCCUACUUCCCUAUAAUUUUGUGAUCCGCUUAAAAUCCUACCAAAUUCUCAUAUUUCUAUAAAAUAAUGACAAGCAUUUUCAAACAAAAAACGAACAAGAAACCCCACACAGCCAAGCAGCUACAUUAGUUGUAGUUGGAAUGUACUCGUUUUUCACCUAUUUCUGCACAUGCCCAUGACCUCUUCCGAGUGGCACUGUUUUGAGUGAAUUCCUAUCCUGAUGCCUGUAGAAUCUAAUUAUUUAUAUUUUUCUUAUCUCUUAAGGGAACACAUAGAGUUUCACUAUGGGAGCUGUCGUAGUUGAUGAUGGUCCAUCUGGCAUUAAAGCCCCUGAUGGGGGCUGGGGCUGGGCUAUUCUCUUCGGCUGUUUUGUCAUCACAGGAUUCUCCUAUGCCUUUCCUAAGGCAGUUAGUGUCUUCUUUAAAGAGCUAAUCCGGGAGUUUGGUGUUGGAUACAGUGAUACAGCAUGGAUCUCCUCCAUUCUACUGGCUAUGCUUUAUGGAACAGGCCCCCUGUGCAGUGUAUGCGUCAAUCGGUUUGGCUGUCGUCCCGUCAUGCUCGUUGGGGGCCUCUUUGCUUCGCUAGGGAUGGUAACGGCUUCUUUCUGCACCAACAUUAUCCAGCUCUAUCUCACUGCAGGCGUUAUCACUGGUUUGGGUCUGGCACUCAACUUCCAGCCAUCGCUUAUCAUGUUAAAUCGAUACUUUGACAAGCGCCGACCUUUAGCAAAUGGGCUGUCUGCUGCUGGCAGCCCUGUGUUUCUCUGUGCCCUUUCUCCUCUGGGGCAGAUACUACAACAUGAAUAUGGUUGGCGAGGGGGGUUUCUUAUACUGGGUGGGAUGCUGCUCAACUGCUGUGUUUGUGGAGCAUUAAUGAGACCUUUGGAGCCUCCCAAGAAUUCUGAAGUUACCAAAGAAAUUGUUGAGAAAAAAACAAAGAAAAAGCUCCUGGAUUUCAGUGUGUUUAAGGAUAGUGGCUUUGUCAUCUACACUGUGGCUGCCUCCAUCAUGGUGCUGGGCCUCUUUGUGCCGCCAGUGUUUGUGGUGAGCUAUGCCAAGGACCUGAGAUACGAAGACACAAAAGCGGCUUUUCUUUUGACCAUUCUUGGAUUCAUCGAUAUCUUUGCCCGGCCCAUCUGUGGAGUGGUUGCUGGUCUCAAGCAGGUCAGACCACGUUGCGUCUACCUCUUUAGCUUUGCUAUGUUUUUUAAUGGUUUUACAGAUCUCAUGGGAUCCAUGGCUGAUGACUAUGGUGGCUUGGUAGUCUUCUGUAUUUUCUUUGGCAUUUCCUAUGGAAUGGUAGGUGCCCUUCAGUUUGAAGUUCUCAUGGCUAUCGUCGGCACUCAGAAGUUUUCCAGUGCCAUUGGCUUGGUGCUGCUGGCCGAAGCAAUGGCCGUUCUAGUCGGCCCGCCAUCAGCAGGCAAAAUCUUGGAUGCCACGAACAGGUACAUGUUUGUUUUUGUUACUGCUGGAGUUGAAGUUACAGCCUCAGCCCUCGUGCUGGCUUUAGGAAAUUUCUGCUGUAUUAAGAAAAAAUCAGAAGAGCCGCAAACAAAAGAGGAAGCAGCAGAAAGAGAGGAGCUGAACAAAAUGGAAGACAAAACCCCUGAAGAUGCCAAGGUGGACUCGAUCGAAGUGGAACACUUCCUGAAAGAUGAGCCUGAAAGAAAUGGGGAAGUUGUGACCAACCCAGAAACCUGCGUGUGAGUGUGGCAAGAUGAGUGACAAAGUAUUUAGGAAAGAGUCAAAGAAUUUCAACACUAUUUAUUUUAGAAGUAGAACUACCUUAGGGCUGGGCCACUUGCUUUGCUACAUGGAAGCAAACCAGCUCAUAGCAUAUUCUGUAGAAACUGGUUUGUUGGGAAGCCUUUUCUCAGAAAACUUUCUUUCAGUGAGAAGUGAAGCUUUGUGGUUAUAACUUUUAACAAAACUUAAACAGUCAUUGUAAACACAUGUAGAAGUCCUGCUAUGCAUCGCCAGAAAUUUCUCACUUGAAAGAAAAAAAUAUUGUCAUUGAAGAGGAAUGAUGUGUGUUUUUUGUCAACAUGGGUGAAAGUGUUUGUUUGUUUGUUUGCUAUGUGUUGUUCACCUAAAUGCAACUUCCCUUUCUUUGUUCUUUGUCAAACGUGGAGAGCUUGAGAUGGGGGAAAAAUCUCAGGAACUUAUAAGGUCUUGGAAACCUCUUACUUUUUUCAGAUAUUUUUAGAUUAAUUGGCUCAGCCCUAACCUAAUUUUGAUAAUAUGAAUAACUAUUACUUGGGCUUAUGUAAAUGUAUUUAUGU
This is a messenger RNA of Gavialis gangeticus (Gharial), 2496 nucleotides long. It is a transcript of the gene SLC16A3, whose product is annotated as solute carrier family 16 member 3. The transcript is spliced from 4 exons. Gene Ontology annotation, molecular function: monocarboxylic acid transmembrane transporter activity. Gene Ontology annotation, biological process: monocarboxylic acid transport; transmembrane transport. Bases 500 to 1921 code for a protein of 473 amino acids. The record is from RefSeq and is a predicted model, not a curated record. NCBI's taxonomy places the organism in Eukaryota, Metazoa, Chordata, Crocodylia, Gavialidae. Gene Ontology annotation, cellular component: membrane.